AUUUUGCUAGUCAUGUAUCAUUUGGCAUGCCAUUAUUUAUUUGAAAUAUAUCUUCCCUACAGUCUCAGUAAUCUUUGAGUGUGAAGCAGAGCAUCACUAUUUACUGGUCAUUUAUUUGUGUGAAUUCUAUAAAAUGGUUGGCUGGUAUAAUUAUAUCACUACCCAUCGAACUCAAUUGAGUGAUACGAUAAUGUAAAUCCAAAUAAUUUUUUUUGCUGUUUAAAUCUUUCUUGUCUGCCUUAAUUUCAUUAAGUCUUAAUUACACAUCAUUUGAGAAGAAAGUCAAAAUUAAAACCCACAAAAAAUGCACAAUAAAAAGAAAGCAGCGGAGGAAACUAAGCUUGGCAGCCAGCGGCUAUAAAUACCUCACCACCUUGUUGGCACCAUCCAAAGGAACAGAGAGUUCCAGCAGAGGAGUGAGACCCAAGGGUGCAAACCACAGCUCUGCCUUCUUCCCCCACCAUGGCUGCCAUGCGGUCUCCGAUCAUCGGUCUCCUCCUCCUCCUGCUCCCAAUCGCGCCGUCUUCCUCCAUCAAGUUCCCGCUCGAAGGCAAUGUCUACCCUGUUGGCCACUUCUAUGCUACGUUGAACAUCGGUGAACCCGCGAAGCCCUACUUCCUGGAUGUCGACACUGGAAGCAACCUCACCUGGCUGGAGUGCCACCACCCGGUCCACGGCUGCAAGGGCUGCCACCCGAGGCCACCACACCCAUAUUACAAGCCAGCAGCUGACAAGUUGAGGGUGCAAUGUGGUGGCCCGCUAUGUGCUGCAAUGCGCCGAGACGUGCCUGGGAUCCCUGAGUGCUCCAGGAAAGAUCCACAUCGAUGCCACUACGAGAUUCAGUAUGUCACCGGGAAGUCAGAAGGUGACCUUGCCACUGACAUCAUUUCUGUCAUUGGGAAAGACAAGAAAAACAUCGCUUUCGGAUGUGGAUACAAUCAGGAGGAACCAGCAGACGCACCGCCCUCGUCGGUAGAUGGCAUCCUUGGACUUGGGAGGGGAAAGGCAGGCUUUGCCGCACAACUCAAGGGGCUAAAGAUGAUAACAGAGAAUGUCAUUGGACAUUGCUUCAGCGGCAAAGGAAAGGGCGUCCUCCUCGUCGGGGACUUCAAUCCGCCGUCCCGUGGCGUAACCUGGGUACCCAUGAGAGAAUCCUUGUUUUACUACUCACCUGGCCUAGCAGAGCUGUUCAUUGACAAACAGCCGAUAAGAGGGAAUCCAACAUUUGAGGCUGUAUUUGACAGUGGUACCACGUACACCUUCGUGCCUGCCCAGAUAUACAAUGAACUUGUUUCAAAGGUUAGAGGCACUCUCAGUGAAUCAUCACUUGUAGAGGUGAAGGGUCGUGCUCUGCCUCUAUGCUGGAAAGGGAAAAAGCCAUUCAGAUCUGUCAAUGAUGUGAAGAACCAAUUCAAGGCACUGUCACUAAAAAUUACCCACGCCCACGGCACCAGCUACCUGGACAUCCCUCCUCAAAACUACCUCAUCGUGGAGGAAGACGGGAAAACGUGCUUGGCUAUCCGCGAUGCCUCCUCGGAUCCUGUUCUGAAGGAACUGAACUUUAUCUUGAUAGGAGCUGUUACGAUGCAGGAUCUGUUUGUGAUAUACAACAACGAGAGCAAGCAGCUCGGAUGGGUUCGUGCGCAGUGCGACAAGGCACAGGAGCUUGAAUCCAUCAUCGAUUCGCGUCUCUGAACAAUGUUCAGAUCGACAUAGACAAAAAUCUUAACGAGAAGAAAUGAGUGCUCUCGUAUAUAUGGUGUAAGAAAAGGCUGCAUGAUGCUCCCACUUAUAAUGAAUAAAAUGUUGGCAUACCGAUCGA
Molecule: messenger RNA, 1822 nt
Organism: Triticum aestivum (bread wheat)
Lineage: Eukaryota; Viridiplantae; Streptophyta; Magnoliopsida; Poales; Poaceae
Product: aspartic proteinase Asp1
Exons: 8
Coding region: 463-1695 (410 amino acids)
Biological process (GO): proteolysis
Molecular function (GO): aspartic-type endopeptidase activity
Source: RefSeq, a predicted model, not a curated record